Messenger RNA from Tachysurus vachellii, 1931 nucleotides. It is a transcript of the gene cct6a, whose product is annotated as chaperonin containing TCP1, subunit 6A (zeta 1). The record is from RefSeq and is a predicted model, not a curated record. Bases 95 to 1690 code for a protein of 531 amino acids. Gene Ontology annotation, biological process: protein folding. Gene Ontology annotation, molecular function: ATP binding; ATP-dependent protein folding chaperone; ATP hydrolysis activity. Gene Ontology annotation, cellular component: chaperonin-containing T-complex. Lineage: Eukaryota; Metazoa; Chordata; Actinopteri; Siluriformes; Bagridae. The transcript has 14 exons.
AGCCGUUAGCUCUCUCUCUCUCUCUGUCUCCCGUUAGCCCUGAAAGCGGCCUGACUCACGUUGUGGAGCCGAUAUCUGGUCUUCUCACAACACAAUGUCUGCUGUAAAGGCACUUAAUCCGAAAGCCGAGGUGGCGAGAGCUCAAGCCGCCCUCGCCGUAAACAUCAGCGCCGCUCGGGGACUUCAGGAUGUGCUGAAAAGUAACCUGGGACCCAAAGGAACCAUGAAGAUGCUUGUGUCCGGUGCCGGAGACAUCAAGCUGACUAAAGAUGGCAAUGUACUGUUGCAUGAGAUGCAAAUCCAGCAUCCGACAGCUUCUCUGAUCGCUAAGGUGGCUACGGCGCAGGACGACAUCACCGGAGACGGCACCACGUCCAACGUCCUCAUCAUCGGAGAGUUACUGAAGCAGGCGGACGUUUACGUUUCUGAGGGCCUCCACCCCAGGAUCAUCGCUGAGGGCUUUGAAGCUGCGAAGGAAAAGGCACUGGCUGUGCUCGAGGAAGUGAAGGUCACUAAGGAGAUGGAUCGUGAGACGCUUGUGAACGUGGCCCGGACUUCACUGAGGACCAAAGUGCACAAAGAGCUGGCUGACCUGCUCACAGAGGCUGUGGUGGACGCUGUGCUGGCCAUCAGCAGACCUAACGAACCCAUCGAUCUUUAUAUGGUGGAGAUCAUGGAGAUGAAACACAAGACCGAGAGCGAUACACAAUUGAUCAGAGGUUUGGUGUUGGACCACGGAGCCCGACAUCCUGACAUGAAGAAGAGAGUGGAGGACGCUUACAUCUUGACCUGCAACGUCUCUCUGGAAUACGAGAAAACCGAGGUGAACUCUGGCUUCUUCUACAAGAGUGCCAACGAGAGAGAGAAGCUGGUGAGCGCCGAGAGGAAGUUCAUCGAGGAGCGCGUCAAAAAGAUCAUCGCGCUAAAGAACAAAGUGUGUGCCGACAACAAGAAGGGCUUCGUGGUCAUCAACCAGAAGGGGAUCGAUCCGUUCUCUCUGGACGCGCUGGCUAAAGAAGGCAUCGUGGCUCUGCGCCGGGCGAAGAGGAGGAACAUGGAGAGACUCAGUCUUGCCUGUGGUGGUAUUGCUGUGAACUCUGUAGACGAUCUCACCCCGGAGUGUUUGGGCAACGCUGGUCUCGUCUAUGAACACACGCUGGGAGAGGAGAAAUACACGUUCAUCGAGAAGUGCGGGAACCCGCGUUCAGUCACGCUGCUGGUCAAAGGGCCGAACAAACACACACUGAUGCAGAUCAAAGACGCCAUGAGGGACGGACUGCGUGCGGUCAAGAACGCGAUCGAGGACGGCUGCGUUGUAGCAGGAGCCGGCGCUGUCGAGGUGGCUAUUGCUGAUGCUCUGGUGAAACACAAGACUAAAGUGAAGGGACGAGCUCAGCUGGGAGUGCAGGCGUUUGCUGACGCUCUGCUCAUCAUCCCGAAGGUUCUGGCUCAGAAUUCAGGCUAUGAUGCACAGGAGACUCUUGUGAAUCUUCAGACCGAAUAUAAAGAGUCCGGCCAGCUCGUCGGCGUGGACCUGAACACAGGUGAACCCAUGGUAGCCGGAGAGGCUGGCGUUUGGGAUAACUAUUGCGUUAAAAAACAGCUGCUGCACUCGUGCACGGUAAUCGCUAGCAACAUUCUCCUGGUAGACGAGAUCAUGAGAGCCGGAAUGUCUUCCCUUAAAGGCUAAACUUAAUCAAGCACGAUAAACCCUCACGAAGAUGAAGGGCUGUAGGCGGCCUCUGGUUUGUAGUUCUGCGCCGGACUGCAUCCUGCCUGGAUCCCUAACAGCACCAGGAUUUCGUCGUCACGUCGCGUUCGUCUCUCACUUCCUCCAGUCGAUUGGGUUAUUUAUGAGAUUUUUUUGUUAAGCACUGACCUGCAGACGUUCUCUUUUUCAUUUGUACCCAUUAAAUGUUUUGCUUCAUGAA